AUUCCUGGUACCUAUUUCCAUGGUCAGAAACAAAUAAGGGAAGAAAAUCAACUGGCUCAUAUUUUUUUUUUCUGGAACUUGAACCAAAAAAUUAAAAAGAUUAUGAAACGAUGAUAUUUGAUUUGCUAAAUGUCAAAAUCUUUUGACAGGAGGAAAAACGUUUGUCGAGGACAUUUAAACUCAGGAUCGAUCGGAUUUCUUGCCUGGACAGAAACCCAUAAAAUGGGAUAGAAAAAGAGAAGGGGAAGAAUUCUUUUUCUUUUCUUUCUUGUUUACUUUACUUUUUUUUUUAUUAUUUGAUUUUUUGUAAUAUAAUACGUUAUGGCAUCUGUUAGCGCAGCAUUAAAAUCUCGAGUUCGUCGUCCUGCCCUUUUGAAUAAGGUGAUGAAAGCUGAAGAUACUGUACCUUUCUUCAAAGAUGGUCAAUACCUUGGAUGGUCAGGAUUCACUGGUGUUGGAUAUCCCAAAAUGAUUCCUAUCGCUUUAGCUGAUCAUGUUGAAAAGAAUAAUCUUCAAGGCAAAAUGAGAUUCAACUUGUUUGUUGGUGCCAGUAGUGGUGCAGAAACUGAAGAUCGCUGGGCUGCUUUGAAUAUGAUUGAUCGUCGUUACCCUCAUCAAGUUGGCAAGAACAUCAAGAAAGGUAUCAAUGAAGGUCGUAUUCGUUUUGCUGAUAAACACUUGUCCAUGUUCCCUCAAGACCUUGUUUAUGGUUACUAUACCAAAGAUAAACCUGAUAACAAUAAAUUAGAUGUAGUGAUUGUAGAAGCUACAGCCAUUACUGAAGAUGGAUGGAUUGUUCCUGGUGCAAGUGUUGGUGCAACCCCUGAAUUACUUCAAAUGGCAGACAAGAUUAUCAUCGAAGUGAAUACCAAGAUUCCUUCCUUUGAAGGUUUACAUGAUAUCGUUGGUUGUAGUUUACCUCCUCGUCGUAAACCCUACUUGAUUAUGGGUGUAGAAGAUCGUAUCGGACAGUGUGCUAUCCCUGUGGACACUGAUAAAGUCUUGGCUAUUGUUGAAUCUAACCGACCUGAUUGUACUGGUCCUAAUGCUCCUCAAGAUGCCAAAAGUGAAGCUAUAGCUAACCAUUUGAUUGAAUUCUUGGAACAUGAAGUCAAGAUGGGUCGUCUUCCUGAAAACUUGCUUCCUUUACAAUCUGGUAUUGGUAAUAUUGCUAAUGCUGUUAUUGGUGGUUUGGCUAAAUCUCGUUUCCAAGAUGUCACUGUCUUUACUGAAGUCCUUCAAGAUACUUUCCUUGAAUUCUUUGAUUCUGAAAAACUCAAGUUUGCUAGUUCAACUUCCAUUCGCUUCUCUCCUGAAGGUUUUGAACAUUUCUACAGCAAUUGGGAAAAGUAUAAGGGCAAAUUACUCUUGCGUUCUCAACAAGUUUCCAACUCACCUGAAGUUAUUCGUCGCCUUGGUUGUAUUGCUAUGAAUACUCCUGUUGAAUUUGAUAUGUAUGGUCAUGCCAACUCAACUCUUGUAGCAGGAUCUGGUAUGUUGAAUGGUCUUGGUGGAUCUGCCGACUUUUUACGUAACGCAAAACUUAGUAUCAUGCACACUCCUUCUACACGUCCCAGCAAAAAGGAUCCCAACGGUAUUUCUUGUGUUGUCCCUAUGGCUUCUCAUAUUGAUCAAACAGAACAUGAUUUGGAUGUGAUUGUAACAGAACAAGGUUUAGCUGAUGUUCGCGGUCUCUGUCCUCGUGAACGUGCUCAAGUCAUUAUUGACAAAUGUGUCCAUCCUGAAUAUAAGCCUUUGCUUCAAGAUUACUUUGAUAUGGCUACUAAGAAAUGUCUUGCUCGUGGUAUGGGUCAUGAACCUCAAAUGCUUGAUAAAGUUUUCAAAAUGCACACCAACCUUUUGGAAAAUGGAACCAUGAAGAUUGACUCUUGGUAGAUUAUUUGAUUAUCAUUCUUCACCAUCAUAUCACUAGUAUCAUCAUCAUCAUCAUCAUCAUUAUUUAUUAUUAUUAUCUGUAGUGGAUUAUCUCCCCCUCCCCUUCAAUUUGUCUAUAGAUUAGAUUUAGAAUUAG
Molecule: messenger RNA, 2032 nt
Organism: Halteromyces radiatus
Lineage: Eukaryota; Fungi; Mucoromycota; Mucoromycetes; Mucorales; Cunninghamellaceae
Product: acetyl-CoA hydrolase
Exons: 8
Coding region: 322-1896 (524 amino acids)
Biological process (GO): acetate metabolic process
Cellular component (GO): mitochondrion
Molecular function (GO): acetate CoA-transferase activity; acetyl-CoA hydrolase activity
Source: RefSeq, a predicted model, not a curated record